Sceloporus undulatus (fence lizard) is the source of this 4408-nucleotide messenger RNA. Its product is annotated as endonuclease domain-containing 1 protein-like. The coding region runs from base 2768 to 3574 and encodes 268 amino acids. Gene Ontology annotation, molecular function: metal ion binding; hydrolase activity; nucleic acid binding. NCBI's taxonomy places the organism in Eukaryota, Metazoa, Chordata, Lepidosauria, Squamata, Phrynosomatidae. The record is from RefSeq and is a predicted model, not a curated record. The transcript is spliced from 3 exons.
UUCCCAUCUCCAAGAUGUCGCAUUAUGUACAUAUAUGCAAAUACAAGUAUUCCAAAAUCCAAAAAAAUUAGAAGGUCCAAGCACUUCUGGUCCCAAGCAUUUCAGAUAAGAGAGAUUUGACAUGUAUUCCAGGUAUUGUGAUGGACAAAUAUUAAGGCUCUGACUAGCAGGGAGUGACUAACACAAUGGCUGAAGUGUUUUAAAAGAAGGUGAAGAUUUAUGUAAAGAAACCCAGUCUCCAUAAUGGCAAUCCCCAAUCAACACCCAAAACUAUGUUAUCUAUGCAUCCAGUAGGAUUGUCUGGCCUCUUUAUCACUUUCUCCGAGCUCCAGGCAUUGGCAGUGAUAUGGAUAUUCUUACCUCUCCAUCCUCCUUGUCUUGACCAGAGCAUUCCUAUGGGACCCUACAAGGUAAAAAAAUACCCAGGUGCCUAUACAGUGUUUGGGCAAAAGUUCAAAACAGUCUCAAGCAGUAAAGUGAAUAAGGAAAGUUCUUUCUUUAAUUUCAUCUCAUUAUUUAAUGGUUUUUUAACACUGGUAUUUUGUCAAUUUUUGCAAUUUUUAAAAAUUGUUGUGAGCCACUCUAGGGAGUCCCAAUCUAGGGAAAAGACAGGUGCCGCAACCAACUACAGUUCCCAGAAUUCCAUACCAUGGAGCCAUGGCAGUUAAAGUGGUGGCAAACUGGAUUAUUUCUGCAGUGCGGAUCCGGCCAUUGUUCCCAUCCUUAUGCAUUCUUAAAUGAAAGGAAAAUCCUUCUCUGCAGUUUAUGUCUGCUUCCCUGCGCUCCUCUGUAUAACUGGAGUGGAAUUGUGCAUCCUAGCAAAUGUGCUUGGACUGCAACUCCCACCAUUCUUAUGCUGGCUAGGUCUGCUGGGAACUGCAGUCCAACCACAAUCUGGAGAGAUGCGUAAUCCCCACUCCAGCUAUGUAAGGCUGAAAAUCUUACCUUCUUGGCAUAGCUCCGCAGCUUAAAUUGUGCAAAAUCUUCCCUUUGACAUCAGCACUGGCCUAUCCUGUAACUCCUGCCAUAACGGAGAAGGUGUUGUCUUGUUUUAAAUUUUACUGUUUAAAUUACAGGUAUUUCUGUCUGUGUAAAGUGUAUGCUUUCACUUGUUCUAAUAUGCUUAACUCUAGUUCAGUGUUGACUCUUUGUAUGUGUUUAAUGACCUUGUAAUCAUUUUAAUGUAUAAGCCAUCUUGAGUAACAAUCUUGGGCAAUAGGCAGGAUAUAAAGUUGUUGUUGUUGUUGAUAAUAUAAUAUAAAAUAUUCAGAGGUGAAAAUAAUUCCAAUAGAAUGUGGGUUGAAUCUUUGUUGUUCAUAUGUAUUUUGAAUGCAUCCAAUUCAGUUGUUGGGGGCUGUCAAAAACUCAAUUCAUUUCAAUUUCCCCCCCAAGUUUUACUAAAAGUUUCACAUUGCCGGCUGUGCGAAUAACCAAUGAGACCCAGGGAUAAACUUGACAUGCCUUGAAUGUGCCUUGAAUACAUUCGCAUCAUCGAUGUUAUCUUAUUGACAACGCGGAUAUGUGUGAGCAACAGAAGAUGCAGAGAUGCGCACAGAUGCAGUGCUGAUAAAAAAAAGUCUGAACAAACCUGGACUGCAUGAGUGAGAUUAUUCACAUAGUUGCACUAACAAAAACAAUGUCUGAGCAACCCUUAAAUCACUUCCCAAUCAAUUCCACCAUGCCUUUCCUUUCUUCUCCACCAGUCCUUCUUAUGCAGAAAUUCAAAUGUUGAUUUCUGUUCUCAUGGUCUUCCAUAUAGAAUUGCAAAUUGUGGGCAAGCCAGAUUUCUAUGGGAGUUUUAGAUUAAGACCUCUGACUACAUUUACCCUUCUACAACACUCCCACCCAACGCAACAAGUUGUCCCGCCAUAUCUGCCACUUCCACUGCCAACGGAGUGAAUAGCAGCUGAAUACUCCUUUAUAAGAUCCCAGCAAGAAAAGCUAUUUAAUCAGGCCUCCAGUAUAGGAGACGACAUCUCUAACAAACUGGAUGUUUGUGUCUGCUUUGUCGUUUCCUUGUGUUUUCUUUGUUUUGUUGCUUCUUCACAGGCCCUUCCUCCUCUGGACUGAACUUUCGAGCACUUAAGGUGAGUCCUGCACCACAAAGUAUUAUUUUAAAGCUAUGGUUCUCCUGGAAGUCCAAGCCAAGCUUGGUGCUCUUCGAAGCCAAAAUUCAAGGUCUAUUGUAUCUCACCUGGCUAAAAGAUUCAGUGGUAAGGAUAGGAUCUUUAGAGCUGCAUCUGCACUGCAGCAUUAAUGCAGUUCGACACCACUUUAACUGCUGUGGCACAAUGCUAUGGAAUCCUGGGGUUUGUGGUUUUGUGAACUAUUUCGCCUUCUCUGUCAGAGCACUCUGGUGCCACAACCCACAACAAACUACAAAUCCCAGGAUUCAAUAGACUGGAGCUAUGGUAGUUAAAGCAGUGCCAAACUAUUAAUUCUGCAGCCUUGGACAUCUUCUUUGAUGAUUUAGCCAUUCAAUAUCAAAACUGCUUUUGAAAUGUAACCAGGUUUCAGUACGGAUGAUAAUUAUUCUGCUGUAGGGCACCUUAAUUUUGUCUAGUUCAUACUUAGCUAAAUCUUGGGAAGAUUCAUUAAUUGGACUGACUCCGUGACUUUACGCUCACCCAACUUUCCCUUCUCUUCCCAGAUUCUCAGCUGCUUGCUCUUUGUUUAAUAUCCAGCCUGAAGAAUUCCGAAAGAAUUCCAGUGCAUCCCUGGAUAUUUAGUGCUCACGCAGACACAAGAGUCUGCGGAAUAAAUAACAAUGUGGAUAUUGGUCAAACUCUUCAUGGCAGCAUGUUGCCUUGUACCUGCCAAGGCAGUGGUGGUGCAGGAUUUUAGCAACUGCCUUGAGUUCUUCUUGGACAAAAUUCCCCCCGACGCAUCCCUCACUCCAUCCAACCCUGCCAGGAUUUGCCAGUUUUACAAGAAUGCCUACCGUUAUGCCACCAUGUAUGACAGAGAGAAACACAUUCCCAUAUAUUCUGCAUAUAAGUGCAAACCUGGCAAGGGCCACAGGUACGACGGCUGGAUGAUCGAGCCCCAGCUUGUAGAUCCCAAUUCAGGAAAGAGCAUGGAAGAUGAGCGUGAAACCACCAUUGCUGGCACAGGCAUAGAAAAGAGCCAAGCCACAUUCAAUGAUUAUUCUCAAGCCUUAAACAUUGAAAAGGGGCACUUGAACCCCGUCUGCCAUCAACCAGACGAAGACAGCAGAGAGGCCACCUCCACCUUGACCAACAUUGUGCCCCAGUUUAGCAAACUCAAUGAAGACGCCUGGGCCAGCUACGAAGACAGUCUCAAGAAAGAGGCCCAGGUCUGCAAGGAGCUGUAUGUCAUUGUGGGAGUUGUGCCUGGGGAUGAAUAUAUAGGUGACGGCCGGGUCAAUAAACCCAGCCAUAUCUGGUCUGCCGCCUGCUGCUUGCGUGAUAAAGAACGCAGAAACGGAUGGGGUGCCAUUGCAAAGAAUAGCGUGAAUGAAGUAAAGCAAUACAACUUGGAAAAACUGAAGAAAGAACUUGCCCAACUCUAUGGAAAGCAAAAGCUUGAUCCUUUCAACAAUGCUUGUAAAUAAGCUGUUGGAGAACUGUAACUGUCUUUAUUAUAUAGUGUAUACAUUCUUGAAACCUGAGCCUAAAUCUAAUUGAGUAGGCCCACUGAAUCAAUGGAACUUUCAUGCAGGUUGCUUUUCUAUUGAUUCUGGUGGUGUGCAAUUCAUUCUGUGACUCUUUCUGACCACUGAAUAUUGUAAUUUAAACAGUGAGAUGUAUAGUCUGCCAAGAACACACAGCACUCUCUGGGAAGAUCUUCUUUCCUAGAUCUUUACUGCAGGGGUACUCAAACGUUUUACACUUGGGACCCCCACCCCUUUAUAUCUACUUGCGGACAUUAUGGCCCCCUCCCACUGGACAUAGUAUAUGAAUAAAAAUAUUUUGUUUAUUUAGCAUGCAUAUUUUCAUUCACACAUUCAUGUAUACAUAUUCUGUCAUUUUAUAAGGAAGUAAUGUAGUUCAAAUUAGAACAGUUUUAUUUAAAUAAAUUCAACAUUUAAUGCAUGUGUAAAUUUUACACGUAAGAAAGUCGGAGGGAUCAGGGCCUCCAAUUCUCACGUCCCCUUGAGCAACUCUUGUGCCCCCCGGGGGUCCCAACCCACAAUUUGCAAACAACUACUUUAAUACCCAUAUUUUCCCUGCAUUAAACAAUGUCAGAUUGCUUUACAUCAAGUGGUGGACUCUCAAAGACUUUACCUUUGUUUGUUUUUAUUGUACAUUCUCUGUGAUUCAUGUUUCUUUUCUUUUAUAUUUUGUAUAACAUUCUGCUUUUUUGUAUGUUUUCUGUGAGUUUUGGUAAAGUACUAAAUAAACCUUUUUUAUAAGAAAAAAAGAAGUUACACAUUCUCAGUUGGUAC